Messenger RNA from Silurus meridionalis, 4025 nucleotides. Its product is annotated as nucleus accumbens-associated protein 2. Gene Ontology annotation, biological process: regulation of transcription by RNA polymerase II. Gene Ontology annotation, molecular function: DNA-binding transcription factor activity, RNA polymerase II-specific; protein binding; RNA polymerase II cis-regulatory region sequence-specific DNA binding. Lineage: Eukaryota; Metazoa; Chordata; Actinopteri; Siluriformes; Siluridae. The record is from RefSeq and is a predicted model, not a curated record.
GUGUGUGUGUGUGUGUGUGUGUGUGUGUGUGUGUGUGUGUGUGUGUGUGUGUGUGUGUGUGAAUGCGGGUCACCAUGUCGCAGCUGCUGCAUUUGGAGAUCCCGAACUUUGGCAGCGCGGUCCUGGUGUCUCUGAACGAGCAGCGGCUGCAGGGUCUGUACUGCGACGUGUCCAUCGUGGUGAAGGGCCAGGCGUUCAGGGCGCAUCGCGCCGUCCUCGCCGCCAGCAGCCUUUACUUCCGCGACCUGUUCAGCGGCAGCACCAAAUCCGAAUUCGAGCUACCAUCAUCCGUCACUCCGGCCUGCUUCCAGCAAAUCCUGUCCUUCUGCUACACGGGGAAGUUGACGAUGGCGGCCAGCGAGCAGCUGGUGGUCAUGUAUACAGCCGGGUACCUGCAGAUCCAGCACAUCGUCGAGAGGGGCAUGGAGCUCAUGUUCAAGGCCAACUCGCCUCACUGUGACUCGGCCACCGCUGCCACGGACGAGCCCGGCUCCGAGCCUCAGAGUCCCAACAACAACAACAACAACAACAGCGCGGGAAACGCCAUAGCGGCGACAGCGGCGGCCAUGUUGGCUCCUCCCAGCUGGUCACCUUCUCUCCGCAGGGUGAAGACGGAGGGCAGCGAGGUGCCGCUCAGUCUUUUAGGAGGAGCCAAGAGGAGCUCUACGGUGCGAGGGAACUCGUUCUUCUAUCCCGGAAUGUACCACGUCAUGCCCGGAGAGCGCUCCAGCCCCGGGGCGUCCAGCCUGCCCACCACAGACAGCCCCACCUCCUACCAGAACGAGGACGAGGAGUUCGACGAGGAGAACUACGACGCGAUCGGCGACGACGCGUUCGCACACAUCUACAACCGAGCAACAAACUCGUACACAAUUACAGAUAAACCUGAGAUGGUUCCUGUGCCUCUGGAAAGUCGUCCUUGUGUCCUGCUGCGUCGUGAUUUAGUGGCUCUGCCCGCUAGCCUUAUUAGCCAAAUCGGCUACCGCUGCCACCCCAAACUCUACACUGAGGGCGACCCAGGGGAAAAACUCGAGCUAGUCGCAGGUACGGGAGUCUUCAUGACCAGAGGACAGCUGAUGAACUGCCACUUGUGCGCUGGUAUUAAACACAAGGUCUUGUUGAGGCGACUUCUUGCUACGUUCUUCGACAGAAACACUCUGGCGAACAGCUGUGGGACUGGAAUUCGUUCCUCGACCAGCGACCCGAGCAGAAAGCCUUUGGACAGCCGAGUUUUAAACGCAGUGAAACUCUACUGUCAGAUUGCGCCCAACUUUAAAGAGAGUGAGAUGAACGUGAUCGCGGCUGACAUGUGCACUAAUGCGCGUCGGGUGCGUAAACGAUGGCUCCCCAAGAUCAAGUCUAUGCUUCCCGAAGGCAUUGAUAUGUACCGGGGUUCAGGGGCGGGGCUUAACCUUGCCGUCCCGUUGACCUUUGACCCAGACUUCAAGCAGCUGCCGCUGUUUGGGGAGCAGAAGGAUGCUGUAAGAACUCAGCAGCGUCUGGACAGCGAGAGUCCGGAGCUCAUCGAGGGCCAAGUCGAGGAGGAAGAGGAGGAGGAAGGAGCCAUGACUGAGGGAGUGGAGGAGACUUUAGGAGCCAGUCCUCUUCUUUUAGGGGUCGAGGGCGGAGUUCAAGGUCGCCCCACGCAUGACGGACAGCAGGAGGCGGAGUUUGUGGAGGGUUUGAGGAUAAACGGGCAGUGAGAAAGCUAGGCAGGCGUUUUGAGCGUGAACGUUCGGCUGUUUCAGUACUGCUUUUAAUGCGCCCUUAUUAACUUCCUCUCGACAGAAAGUAGUGCAGGAGUUCGCUGAAGUGGAGUUCGUUAGACGACCUUGUAAAUGUGAGAUAUUUUGAAAAGAGGCCACACCUCCUCACCUGGGCCAGACACUGGCCACGCCCACAUUAUUAAGACUGAUAGGGACAGGGGCCACGUCUUUUUAUCUUGGGCCUGACUUUGGUUACGCCCACUUUGUUAAAACUGACAGGCACAGAGGCCACGCCUUUAUUACCAGGACUGAAAGAGGCCACGCCCCCUACAUGAUUCCAGGCCUCCUUUACUAAAACUGACUGAAAUGCGUCUCAGUGCACACUCCAGGUCUAUUCGAUUUUUUUCCCGAGUCAAUUAGGACGAAUUAAAAACAGUACUGAAACACUAUCGUGAGCAGCAGUGCAUGCUGGGUAGUCUGGAUUCAAAGAGCAAACACAGGCAUUGCUUAUGUACGAAGAAAAGAAUGAUUUGCACCCAUAAUUGUUUUUAGCCAAAAAACGCAGUGGAAAUCAAACCUCUCACGAGGCCUGAAAGCACCUCAGCGCUCUUCUUCUGGAGAUUCCUGCUUUUUUUAUUAUUUUAUUUCGCGAUGCACUGAAUGUUUUGGACUUUCCAGAGGGGAAAAAAAAAAUUCUCUCAAGAAAAAGAGCGAAAAGGAUCAGUUAAUCCGGCGUCCGUCGGGAAAACACUCUGCACGGGUGACAGAAGCUCAGACUGGUCCAUGAUCUCGCUCCAAAGAUACGGAAGUCAGGUUUUUAUAGCGAUACUCUGCCAUCGUCUCAUCUCAUCUCGUCUCAUCUCAUCUCAUCAGUAUUCACUCUUUAACUAGUUAUAUACCCUUCUAUUCCACAUGAUUUCACAGUAUUAAGAUAUAGAGUACAGAUGUUAAUUAGGGUUAAACAUCUGUAAAGUGUCAGAUCAAACAGAUAUUCGAGAUUUUAUUUUAUUGUUUUGAAAAAUUAGUUCCGGUUACUAUACAAGCCUGAGCGUGUGCCCUGGUGUCCCUACGCCAUCAGAAAAAGUAGUCCCGGCAUUACUUUUUUGACACCUGCUUUUUUUUUUUUUUUACAAUUAAUUUUUCACGUUGUGUUUUUACAUUUUUUUUUUAUUCGACCAAUCAGAGAGCCGAUUUCAGUAAUAAAAGCUCAGGAGAUUAUAUUUUUAAAUAGAACGAUUUUUUUAAGAACAAUUAAUUAUUCAUGAAAUAAUUCCCUGUAAUCUCAGUAAGCGAAGGUGAAUCUUCUGGAAUGCGUUUCAGUUUCAUGUGAAAGGUGUAACAGAAUUCCGUUUCCUGUAAAUCUCAUCCAGAUGAAGAUGAUGAUGAUGAUGAUGAUGAUGAUGAUGAAGAUGUUUGGAGACAAUGUAGAGUAUCAGAACAAUGCCUGUGUUUGUGUUGAGUCCCAGCUGUCAUUUAGAAUCAUACUGAAACUAACCAGAGCGUUUUUAUUUCCCCUCAUGAGACGGACGGAGCGAACGUACAGUGCAGUUCACACCGGAGUCUCGUAAUCCAGGACGCUUUCAUGCAACAACAUUUUUCGGAAAAAAACAACAACCCUGAAUUUUUUAUUUCCCAGCAUGUGGUUGGACUCGCGUCGGACUCCAUCGUGGCCCCGUUUAGAAAAACUUUUCACUGUGAGGGUCCGAUUUUCUUUUUUUUCCCGCUUAUGGUUCUCUACUGUAAAUUAUUUAAUAUGAGACUGGUUUUAUCCUUUUUAUCAUUUUUGCUGGCUUUUUUUUUCUUUUAUAUUUGCAUUUGCACUUGAACUUGAACUGAUGGAGGUGAUGAAGAAGUGACUUGAGCUCUUCACCCCCUUUUUUUUUUUUGUUUUGUUUGUUCUCCCUCGUUCUCCCGAUCCGAAUGGGGAAAAAAAAAUUGACGAAGAAAUUUCAGUGAAAUUUCAACACUACGAGCUCGGACACUUUCUCUCGUUUUUCGGGGGAUUUGUUUUAAAGUUUUAUUUUAUAUUCAGGACGUGUAAUCUAUAGCAAAUCUCUCAAAUCUCCAGCACUGCGCUCCUCCUUUCCUGCAUGUGUGUGUGUGUGUGUGUGUGUGUGUGUGUGUGUGUGUGUAAGACACAAAAUGUCUCAGAGUGUGUGGGAAGAGUACAUGAGACGAGUUUGUGAGAACGGUGUGUGAGAUAAAUGUGUAAAAGUUAGAUGAGUGUGAGAUUGAGACAGGUGUGUGAGAGUGAGAUGAGUCUAUGAGACAGGUGUGUGAGAUGAGUGUGUGAGAGUGAAACGAGUGUGUGAGAGUGAG